This is a messenger RNA of Panthera uncia (snow leopard), 1265 nucleotides long. RefSeq names its product zinc finger DHHC-type palmitoyltransferase 12 (gene ZDHHC12). The record is from RefSeq and is a predicted model, not a curated record. Gene Ontology annotation, molecular function: protein-cysteine S-palmitoyltransferase activity. The coding region runs from base 52 to 960 and encodes 302 amino acids. NCBI's taxonomy places the organism in Eukaryota, Metazoa, Chordata, Mammalia, Carnivora, Felidae. The transcript has 5 exons. Gene Ontology annotation, cellular component: Golgi apparatus; endoplasmic reticulum. Gene Ontology annotation, biological process: protein targeting to membrane; peptidyl-L-cysteine S-palmitoylation.
AGGGCCCGCCCCUCCCGGCGCUUCUUCCGGGUGGGGCCCCGGGCGGAGGAGAUGGCUCCCUGGUCGCUCCUCAGCCCUGGGGUCCUGGUGCGGAGCGGGCAUACUGUGCUGACCUGGGGGAUCACGCUGGUGCUCUUCCUGCACGAUACCGCACUGCGGCAGUGGGAAGAGCAGGGGGAGCUUCUCCUGCCCCUUACCUUCCUGCUCCUCGUGCUGGGUUCCCUGCUGCUCUACCUGGCCGUGUCGCUCAUGGACCCGGGCUAUGUGAAUGUCCAGCCCCAGCCGCAGGAGGAGGUCAAGGAGGAGCAGACAGCCAUGGUUCCUCAAGCCGUCCCCCUUCGGCGCUGCAGAUACUGCCUGGUGCUGCAGCCCCUGCGGGCCCGGCACUGCCGUGAGUGCCGUCGCUGCGUCCGCCGCUACGACCACCACUGCCCCUGGAUGGAGAACUGCGUGGGGGAGCGCAACCACCCGCUCUUCGUGGCCUACCUGGCGCUGCAGCUGGUGGUGCUUCUGUGGGGCCUGUACCUGGCAUGGGGCUCCCCGGGGCACCCCCGCCCUCCCCCGGCCUUGGUCUCCAUCUCUGUUCCUGCCCUGCAGGUCUGGCCUCCAUUUCUUCCAGCCCUGGGGGCUCUGGCUGCGGUCCAGCGGGCUGCUGUUGGCCACCUUCCUGCUGCUCUCUCUCUUCUCUUUGGUGGCGGGCCUGCUCCUCGCCUCGCACCUCUACCUGGUGGCCAGCAACACCACCACCUGGGAGUUCAUCUCCUCGCACCGCAUCGCCUACCUCCGCCAGCGCCCGGGCAACCCCUUCGACCGCGGCCUGACCCGCAACCUGGCCCACUUCUGCGGAUGGCCCUCAGGGUCCUGGGAGACCCUGUGGGCCGAGGGGGAGGAGGAGGGGGAGGAGGGCAGCAGCCAGGCGGUGUAGGGUUGCCGGAGGCAAGGCCACCAUCUUGUGCCUGAAAACCAGAGGGGCUGCCCCCAGCUGGGGUCGGCAUUCGGAGGGCCUGGGGUUCUUCACUCCCCCCCGCUCCUCCCAGGCCUCAGAGCAGAGCUGAAAUGGCAGAGCUCCUGCCACAAUAGGCAGUCCUGCCCUCUGAAGGAAGGAGAGGAGGCAGAGGACCCGUGGGGGGCUCGGGCACAAGCAGCCUGGGCUUCCGAGACCCCCCCCACCCCAUCCCCCCAAAGCCAGGAUGCCUCCAUUGCACAGUUUUAUAAGUUUAAUCAUCCGUAAAGCAAAUCAAAUAUUAAAAAACCAAACCAAACUC